Zingiber officinale is the source of this 1439-nucleotide messenger RNA. RefSeq names its product protein HIGH CHLOROPHYLL FLUORESCENCE PHENOTYPE 244, chloroplastic-like. The transcript has 8 exons. The record is from RefSeq and is a predicted model, not a curated record. NCBI's taxonomy places the organism in Eukaryota, Viridiplantae, Streptophyta, Magnoliopsida, Zingiberales, Zingiberaceae. Bases 103 to 1284 code for a protein of 393 amino acids.
CCCUUCUCACUCUUCCGCGCUCGGCUCUCCAUCGCAUACAUCUACUGCACUGAAUCCCAUUCGAGGGGCGAAGAAUAUUACAGAUCGGAAGGGCUUUCUUCAAUGGCGUCGACGAGCCUCGCCUCUCUUCCCUCUCCUCCUAGCCACCACCUCCGCCGCCGUCUCCCUUCCAACCUCCCCUCCCUCUCCUGGCGCCAUACCCUAGCGCCUACUCAGCUCGGCCUUCCCUCCGCCUCUCCACCCCCAGGAAGAUGUUGUGUUCCGUUGCCGGUUAGAUGUAUUUCUCAGGCGGCAGUCGUGACGAGCCUGACGCCGGGAACUCCAGUUAGGCCAACAAGCAUCCUUGUGGUUGGGGCUACCGGAACUCUGGGGCGGCAAGUAGUUAGGAGGGCGUUGGAUGAAGGCUACGAUGUGAGAUGUCUUGUGAGACCUCGGCCCGCUCCUGCUGAUUUCUUACGGGACUGGGGUGCCAUAGUUGUUAAUGGUGAUCUCAGCAAACCAGAGACUAUACCUGCAACUCUUGUUGGUAUUCAUACAAUAAUUGAUUGUGCAACAGGGCGGCCAGAGGAGCCUAUUCGAACAGUAGAUUGGGAAGGGAAAGUUGCUCUAAUCCAGUGUGCAAAAGCCAUGGGCAUUGAGAAGUAUGUAUUCUAUUCCAUCCACAACUGUGAUAAGCAUCCCGAGGUUCCUUUGAUGGAAAUCAAGCAUUGCACUGAGAAAUUUCUUCAUGAUUCUGGUUUAAACUAUCUUAUCAUCAGAUUGUGCGGAUUUAUGCAGGGCCUUAUUGGGCAAUAUGCUGUUCCAAUUCUAGAAGAAAAAUCAGUGUGGGGAACUGAUGCUCCAACUCGAAUAGCAUACAUGGAUACCCAAGAUAUAGCUCGACUAACAUUUAUAGCUGCACGCAAUGAGAAGAUAAAUAAGAAACUUUUGACCUUUGCUGGACCUCGAGCAUGGACAACUCAAGAGGUGAUUACUCUAUGUGAGAGACUGGCAGGACAAGAUGCCAAUAUAACCACUGUCCCUGUUUCAAUCUUGAAAUUUACUCGUCAGGUUACUCGUUUUUUCCAAUGGACCAAUGAUGUCGCUGACAGAUUGGCAUUUUCAGAGGUACUCUCCAGUGACACAGUGUUCUCCGCUCCCAUGAAGGAGACAUACGAGCUCCUCGGAGUGGACCAGAAUGAUAUUGCAACCCUGGAGAGGUACUUGCAGGAUUACUUCACCAAUAUCUUGAAGAAACUCAAAGAUAUCAAAGCUCAAUCCAAGCAGACAGACAUAUUUUUUUGACAUUUUAGGAGUAUCCAUUCACUUAUUACUUCAAGAGCUCGAUAACCAAACGUGGAUUGUCUGUUCUCGAUUGGGUUCCCCGAUUGAAGUUGUAAAGAUAUAUUAUGAAGCAGCUCUACUUAUUUGUAAAUAUUUGGCCCAUUUUUAUUUGUGUA